UAGACGGAGAGGGAGAGAGAGACAGGGAACGGGAGAGAGAGUGAGCGAGAGAGGCAGAGAGUGACAGAAAGGAAGAUAGAGAGACAGGGAGUGGGAGAGAGGAGUAGAGUGAGACGGACGAAUUCUCCUGUCAGUCUGCCUGCGGAUACAUCAGUUUGCAAAGAGGUGGACCCAUCUGUAAGACCACCAGCUCGACACAGCCGAUUAUAGAUGGACACCUGUUGUCAACCAUUGCCUCUCAGACAGGAGCUGAGUUGGAGACGUGACUGGGAGAACCCACUGUCAUCGGCCAAGCAUUUAUCACAGUGAAGUUACCCGUCCUGUCAACCUGGGGAGAAAUCGAGAGCUGUGUGGACAACUGUCAUCCAGCAGUACGGACCAUGAAGCCUCUCAGGGCUGAAGUGCUGUCCCUGGGCCUCCAUCUCUGGCUCCUGGCGAUGAGCGUGGCUGAGAAGGUCUAUCACAGCCGCGACCACUCUGAUAUCCAGGAGAGGGUAUGGACACGGGCUCAUCCAGUCCUGACCACCAAAUCAGCCCAGGAAUACCUCGACAAAUAUGGGUGGACAGAGCCGGUGAACUGGGAGGAUUUAGCCUACCAAGGUGUCUCAGUCCCAUUGGAUGAUGACCGCUCUCCAUUGGACAUCUCGGGGCUCCUAUUGGAAGGACAUUAUAGCCGAAGGCAUGUGAAAGGGCAGGAGGAGUCCCAGCAGAUGCUGACUAAGUACACCAGCGCUCUCCUGAGGUUUCAGAAAGCCAAUGGGAUACCUGUCACCGGCAUCCUGGACGACGCUACCAAAGAGGCCAUGAACAUGCCUCGAUGCGGAGUCCCAGAUCACAAGGCCCAUGGUAAUGGCUCAGACAGUCUGAAUGGCACCAUGGGGCUCAGCAUUGCCCUGGGAUACACUGUGCCGACUGAUCAUUUCAGGCCGGGCAGUAACAUCACAGCAAUUACCAGUGUGAACCGACCCAGCCAACUGGAGACUGCCCCCAUCGGAGCUCAACAUCGCCACUUGGGGACCUCCCACCUUGGCAUCGAGCCCGAGGGUCUGCAGCCCACCCACCACAACGCCCAGCCCAAUGCCACAGGAAUCCCCAGCCAAUCACCCAACCAAACGACAGACUCCAGCCAAGCCCAACCCAAUACCACAGAGAUCUCCGGCCAAGCCCAGCCCAAGCAAGUGGCCACCUUCAACCAAAGUCAACCCAAUGGUGCGAGGAGCUCCAACCAGAGUCAGUCCAGCAGCACAGAGGGCUCAUGGGAUGGUGCCAUGCCCGGCCUUGGCCACACAACACGUUUCAUACGGUGGCUGGUGGACAACCUGAGGAGGAAGCGAGACUCCUCAGACUCACUAGAAAACAACUCCCUAAUGGUGGCCUUCACAAAGACCAAACUGAAGUGGCGCAUUCUGGAUGAAGGCUACAGCUCCCAGCUGACAAUAGACGACCAGAAGAUGAUCCUGAAAUUAGCCUUUCGGAUGUGGAGUGAGGUCACACCCCUGAUAUUUGAAGAGGAUCUGACGUCACCUGCCUCAGAGAUAGACAUCAAACUAGGAUUUGGAACAAAGAGGCACCUGGGCUGCUCCCAGGUCUUCGAUGGGACAGGGCAGGAGUACGCACACGCCUGGCGUCUGGGAGAUGUGCACUUUGACGACGAUGAGCAUUUUGUCACACCUUCAAGCAGUGAAGGGAUCAGCUUACUGACGGUGGCUGUCCAUGAAAUUGGUCAUGUUCUGGGACUAUCCCACAUCCGACGCCCUGGCUCCAUAAUGCACCCAAACUACAUCCCGCAGGAUUCAAAAGAUCUGGAGCUGGACUGGCAUGAUCGGAAAGCCAUUCAACAGAUAUACGGAGUUUGUGAAGGCAGCUUUAACACAGUGUUUGACUGGGUGCGGAGAGAGGAGAACGAGUUUGGCGAAGCAACUUAUCGGUUCAACACUUACUUCUUACGACACAGUUGGUACUGGAUGUACGAAAACCGCUUCAACAGGACUCGGUACGGAGAUCCCAUCCCAUUGGUGGUUGGCUGGCGAGGUCUUCCUUCCUCCAACAUUGACGGCUUUGUUCACAUCUGGACAUGGAAUAAGGAUGUAACUCUCUUCUUUAAAGGGACCACGUACUGGCAGUACGACAAUGACAAUGACAGAGUUUAUACUGAGGACCCACAGGGUAAUCGUUACCCUCGCCCCAUCUCACACGGUUUUCCAGGGAUUGAUGGCCCGAUUGACACCAUCUACUUUGAAAAAAGGGAUCACUGCUUGUACUUCUUCAAAGGCUUCAAUAGACACUGGGAGAUAAUGGGAGAUGAGUGUCAUCUUAUCAAGAAAUCCUGUGAGCAAUGUCCAGACAGAUUUGUGAAUUCGCUUCCCACUUGGAAUAUACAGAGAAGGAGCUAAAAGUGAGCUGAGAAGCAGCCCUGGUGUCUGUAUGUUGGUGGGUGUUCUGAGAGAGCAAAUGCUGGAUGUUUGACUCAGAAGUAACAGCCACACACACUAUCUCUGCAAAUCUCCAUUUUGCAGCUAUCCCUAUCCCACUCUCUCUCUCUCUACCGAAUUCAAUUCUGCUGGAACCUUGACUCUGACUAUCAUCUACCGGAGUCAAUUCUACUGGAACCUGGAAUCUGACUAUUCGUCUACCGGAGUCAACUCUACCGGAACCUUGAAUCUGACUAUUCGUCUACCGGAGUCAACUCUACUGGAACCUUGAAUCUGACUAUCAUCUACCGGAGUCAAUUCUACUGGAACCUGGAAUCUGACUAUUCAUCUACCGGAGUCAACUCUACCGGAACCUCGAAUCUGACUAUUCGUCUACCGGAGUCAACUCUACCGGAACCUUGAAUCUGUCUAUUCAUCUACCGGAGUCAACUCUACUGGAACCUCGAAUCUGACUAUUCGUCUACCGGAGUCAACUCUACUGGAACCUUGAAUCUGACUAUUCGUCUACCGGAGUCAAGUCUACUGGAACCUCGAAUCUGACUAUUCGUCUACCGGAGUCAACUCUACCGGAACCAUGAAUCUGACUAUUUGUCUACUGAAGUCAAUUCUACUGGAAUCUCAAAUUACAACAGCUGCAACACUCAGUCACCUACUCCCCAGGAGCCAAGGACUGUUCUGUAUAUAUUCACUUACUUCAAACUAAAUUCUUACUUUUGACCUGAAUGACACUACAUGCAUGUGUUUUAUCCGUUCCUGCCUU
Molecule: messenger RNA, 3192 nt
Organism: Carcharodon carcharias (great white shark)
Lineage: Eukaryota; Metazoa; Chordata; Chondrichthyes; Lamniformes; Lamnidae
Product: matrix metalloproteinase-21-like
Exons: 8
Coding region: 381-2393 (670 amino acids)
Biological process (GO): collagen catabolic process; proteolysis; extracellular matrix organization
Cellular component (GO): extracellular matrix
Molecular function (GO): metalloendopeptidase activity; zinc ion binding
Source: RefSeq, a predicted model, not a curated record